Amphibalanus amphitrite is the source of this 1997-nucleotide messenger RNA. RefSeq names its product G-protein coupled receptor moody-like. Gene Ontology annotation, biological process: G protein-coupled receptor signaling pathway. Bases 406 to 1566 code for a protein of 386 amino acids. The record is from RefSeq and is a predicted model, not a curated record. Lineage: Eukaryota; Metazoa; Arthropoda; Thecostraca; Balanomorpha; Balanidae. Gene Ontology annotation, cellular component: membrane. Gene Ontology annotation, molecular function: G protein-coupled receptor activity. The transcript has 10 exons.
CCUCACCCUUCAAUGCCCCCUCAAUUCCUCUCCACUCUUCCCUCCUCUGCCUCUCUCCGCUCUCCUCUCUCGCCGUAUGACGUCACAGACGCCCACCGGAAGGACGGACGAUAGCUGCCAGCCUCCUUCCGCCGCCCUUCAGAAGAACUGCCGCCACCGAGACCGUCCGUGGCGGGCAGUCCAGAGUGCAGUCCGGCUGCAGUCCAGCCCAGCUGCGCGACCUCUCUGACCUGGUGCUGGUGCUGGUGUAGCCGCAAUCAGUGCUGGUGUAACUGUUAUCAGUGCUGGUGCAGCCGCCGUCACUGCUGGUGCAACCUCAAUUGGUGCUGGUGUCUCUCUGCCGCUACUGUCGCUGACAUCCGCUUCGGAACGUUUAUUUGCACCGCUCGCUGGCAAGCUCACAAGAUGUCCGACAACUCUACGAUGGACCCUGCAGCUGGUGAAGAGGACCUCGGGGAGCUCAGCAAGUUCUCACAGCCGCUGAUGACUCUGACUGCCUUUCUGAUCGCCGUCUAUAUGAUCGUUGGUCUGUUCGGCAAUGCCAUCACGGUGCUGGCACUGCUCCGGUGUCCCCGCGUGCGAAACGUCACCACGGCCUUCAUCGUCAGUUUAUGUAUCGCCGACUUCUCUUUCUGUCUUCUGGUGCUGCCUUUUGAGGUUUCUCGCUUCUCUAACGGUGCCUGGCUGUUUGGAGAAGAGUUCCUCUGCGUUCUGUUUCCGCUGCUCAAAUAUGGAAACGUCGGCUGUUCCCUGCUUUCAAUCGCCAUGAUCACAAUCAACAGGUUUGUGAUGGUGGCGUUCAACAAGGCGUACCAGAAGAUCUACCAGUGGCGCUGGGUGUGGGCUCAGCUGGCGUUCAUCUGGCUCUACAGCUACCUGAUGUUGGUGCCUACGCUGGCCGGCAGCUGGGGCCGGUUCGGGUUCGACCCCCGUCUGAAAACGUGCACCAUUAUCAGGGUGGACGGCCGCUCAGCCAAGAUUCCCCUGUUCAUCAUCGGCUUCGUCAUCCCCUCCCUGGCCAUCUGUAUCUGCUACGCCGGCAUCCUCGCCGUCGUCAUCAUGUCCCACCGCCGCCAACGGCGGCACAGCGCUCGGGAGACCUCGCAACAGAAGAAGAGCCGAGAAGAGCGCUCUAGGAAGAGCGAGAUGCGCAUCACGAAAAUGUCACUGGCUGUGUUUGUCACGUUUGUCGUCUGUUAUCUGCCCAUCACCAUCGCCAAAGUGAAGGAUCCCACCGUGCAAUACCCAGGCGUGCACAUUCUGGGCUACAUUCUGGUGUACCUGUCUGCCUGCGUCAACCCCAUCAUCUACGUCAUCAUGAGCAAGCAGUACCGUCAGGCGUACAAGACGGUGCUGUUCUGCCAGCGACCGAGACUUUUCUCUGAGAACUCGUCCCAGUGCAGAGAGGAUCGCCAGCGUCCUCCCACCCCCAGCUCCUCCAAGACUAUGAUGUCGCAGUUAUCCGUGACUGAGCGGGAGUGGCGACACUCGCCGGGACCCCGGCUCAAGUCGGCCUCGUCCGCCUCUGAUAACACAUUCCGUGAACAGGAUGAAAGUCGGAUGUGACGCCGAACGGAUGUGGGGACGUGAUUGGGGCUGACCGAGACUCGAGACCCAGAACAGCGAACUGUAGCAUGCGAAAGCUUCUGUGAAAAUGGCAAUGCGCAUGUUUCGCGGCAUAAAAUGAUAAGAAGCAUUUAUUGUUGAUGGAAAUUGUGCAUUUUGGUACUCAACAGCGUAGCGGUGCAUUAGUUGACAUUUGUGAAAAAUGUGACGUUACUUAUAUGCAUGUUUAAUGUAACAAAAAGUCUUUGCGAGUUUUCUUAUCCGGGUGCAUGUUUUUCCAGUAUAUGCUGAUGUAAAACACGGCUCACAAUUGUUCUGAGGGUUGACAACUUACCAGCCCGUCAAAAAAAAAGAUUAAUAAAUAAAUAUGUAAUAAAAUAAAAAGCAGCAGACUAGCAAUGAAUUCCACGAAUACACAUGCUACCGUCUCA